Rhizophagus irregularis DAOM 181602=DAOM 197198 is the source of this 723-nucleotide messenger RNA. Lineage: Eukaryota; Fungi; Glomeromycota; Glomeromycetes; Glomerales; Glomeraceae. The record is from RefSeq and is a predicted model, not a curated record.
UUCUUUUCGGUUUGAAGGCUGAUAGCUAUGAUCAAUUACCAUGUAUUGAGAGAUUGGAAGUUCAGCAACUCCGGAAGAGAUCAGGAAUAGUGUGAUUGAGGAUUUUUUAAGAAUGCACAAAGCAUCCCUACUCAUCACUAGCGCGAAUGAGGCUACCCACUGUGAAUUUAUUUCUGUGAUUAUAUAUGGGGUGGCGUCCAUCUUCGAUGGUACUGUAAAAGUUUAUCCCCAGUAUGAAGUCUCUGGAAGUCAUGAAAAAGGACCCAUAGAUUGGGUGAUCAAAAUGGGGGAUACAAUUAUUUCUGUAACUGAAGCAAAACGAGAAGAUAUUAACCAAGGUGUUGCCCAAGCACAUGCAUCUUUGCAAUGCAAUUGCAAAAAACGUACUUAUGAUGAUGCUAAUUUGUAUGAAGGUGCAAUGUACUGCAUUGUCUCAACAGGUAUGCUUGUAAAACAAGUUCGAAAAAUAUGACCUGAAUUACUACUUGAUCAAAAUCAAUGCAAUUAUUACUAACUCUUUUAUUUGAUAUCCAAUUUCAGGUGUUGACUGGGUAAUAACAAAAGUUCAAAGUGGUAUUGGAGAUGGGAAUGAUAAUGGUGAUGGCAACUACCCAUCAUUAUCUCGCGAUGACCUAGUUGGACCUAUUGAGAAAUUAUUUGGGCAAAUCAAAUGGGUUUUUGAUCAGCAAAAAUCAUCAUUGGUCGAUGGAAAGCGGGUAAAAA